AUGACCACUCCCAGCGAGAAUGCUCCUGCUCGGAAAUGCGGUUGCAACAAGUGUCGUCCUCCGAAGAAGCCAGUAAGGUAUAGGUUCAAUUUCAUGAAGCAUAUGAACGUUCGCCAGGGAAACUACGAGACCAUCACCUCAAUGCCCUACCUGGCGGACAAAUACGGCGAGAAACGUGCAGAAAACAUCGCUCGGUUUGUGAAAUGCAUUCACAAGCAGAUCAAUAGCGGUGUUAACAGAAUCUCGGAUUUGCAAGUCCACAGCUUGCUUCCCUGGACAAGAGUAAGGCUUUUCUUGCUUCUGGUAACACUUUCACAAAAAGGCGGGUCCGAUUACUGGAUCCAGUCGGAGGGAGAACCGAGAGAUUUGUCUUCGAAAUCCAAGACCAAGGAAAAAGAACCUCAGAAACAUGUUAUCGAGCCCCAACAAGAACGGCCCUACGGAACGCUUAUAGAAGAGAUAAUGCGACAAAACAUCAACGAGAAUUUCAAGGAGUCAGAACACGAUGAGAACUACGUUUUUAGCUCGAUUUGGGCCAACUUUAUGGAGGGCCUCAUCAACCAUUUUUUGGAGAAAGUUAUCAUACCGAAUAGCGAGAAAAAAGUGUGCCAACAACUUUACAAGCCAAUGAUGAAGAUAAUCUCGCUGUACAAUGAAUAUAACGAUCUUAUGGAAAAAAGCGAGCGAAACGGGUUUUUACCUGUCAAUCAAGAGCCUCCCUCGGCAUCAGACCCUACAGGCUCAGAUAGCUUAUCCGAAAACGGCAAGCUCCAAACGGCUCAGCGACUAUUAUGGCAAGCCCGCCAAGACAUUCCAAAAACCAUAAGCAAGGAGCUGACGCUACUAUCCGAAAUGUAUGCCACGCUAUCAGCAGAUGAGCAAGAUUUCGAACUCGACGAAUUUGUGUGCAGUGCAGAGGAAUAUAUUGAAUUGGAAUUUCUUCCGUCUCUAAUAGAAGUUCUUUUCGCCAAUUGUGGGUCUGCAAACUUUUGGAAGAUCAUGAUCGUUCUAGAACCGUUCUUCUAUUACAUCGAGGAAGUGGCUGAUGAGGAUAGUUCAAGUGUUCAGGAACAGCCUCAUAAACCAGAUCCUAGAGUAGUAACUCUGGAAAAGAUUUGCCAAGUAGCAGCGGAACAGGACUGGAUUUAA
This is a messenger RNA of Lachancea sp. 'fantastica', 1149 nucleotides long. The record is from the annotation of a GenBank genome assembly. Lineage: Eukaryota; Fungi; Ascomycota; Saccharomycetes; Saccharomycetales; Saccharomycetaceae.